Messenger RNA from Nannizzia gypsea CBS 118893, 576 nucleotides. RefSeq lists its product as hypothetical. The transcript is spliced from 2 exons. The record is from RefSeq and is a predicted model, not a curated record. Bases 1 to 576 code for a protein of 191 amino acids. Lineage: Eukaryota; Fungi; Ascomycota; Eurotiomycetes; Onygenales; Arthrodermataceae.
AUGAGUUCAAUCGGGAGAAAGAGAGCUCUUCGGCACGAACGCUUAUCUGACGAUCCGGUACCCCUUCUAAAACGGCGCGGGACUGAAAGGGACCCAUACGUUGAGUAUUGGGUUGCUCAUAACUACCAGCUAUUCAAAGAACCAACAAAUCCGAUGGAAUACUUGUUUUCAAGGCCGAAGUCGCUGCGUCGAGCGAAGUCUAGCACCGGUUUCUAUACACAAAGCGAGUCCGGCUCAAACAAAAGCAAAAACGGGUACAACGACGAGAAUUUUGAGAUAUACCUGCAGUCUAAAGGAAGCUUCAUGGGAAAACACAAAGAUGGGAUUUCAAAUGAUAGUAAGGAACUUUGCCGGCGAUUACUUGAGGUGGAGCAUAUCGUCCCUAGGGAUACCGUAUUUGACCAGGCAGCUUUUGAGUCUGCUUGUGAGAGAGUAAGGAAGCAAAGCGAAAUGGGGGUGGUUAUUCGAAUUAUUGGCGAGUUAAUCGUUCCAUCCGCGGAAUGUGCUAUUGACCUUGGCCAUGUUACCUUCGAGCACCUGAUCUCCAAGGUGAACGAAGUCUGGGACCCGACGUGA